AACAUAAAAAACAUAGCAGGCGUUCGACGUGUUGACAGCUUCCAAUCUGUCAAACUUUCCCAAAAUUUCAAAAUGAGCUUUACACGAAAAGCCCUACCAAUGUUCCGCCUAAUCACAAGACAGUUUGCCACCAAAAAAGAGCCCCCAAAAAUCGUGGUUCGAAAACAGUUUGCUAAACUGAAAGAAACUCAGAAACGAUUUAGUUGCGACGACGGCCUCCCAGUUUGGCUGAAAAACGGUGCCACUGACAAAAUCCUCUACCAACUUAGUUGGGCUUUGAUAUUCCUUGGUCUGGGAUUAAGUGUCGAGGUCUAUGUCCGAAUAAUCAUGAAAAAUCUGGGAAUAGGCCAAGAGGAGGAGGAAAAUUCCGCCUAGUUAUGUUGUUUGCGCGUUGAUAAUCAUGAUGUAAUUAAUUUCGAAAUAAACCAGUUGGUAAUUAA
This is a messenger RNA of Tribolium madens (black flour beetle), 440 nucleotides long. Its product is annotated as cytochrome c oxidase subunit 7A, mitochondrial-like. The record is from RefSeq and is a predicted model, not a curated record. Bases 73 to 375 code for a protein of 100 amino acids. Gene Ontology annotation, biological process: mitochondrial electron transport, cytochrome c to oxygen. The transcript has a single exon. Lineage: Eukaryota; Metazoa; Arthropoda; Insecta; Coleoptera; Tenebrionidae.